AAUAUAGAGAUGUCUUAAAAUCCCAUUGUGAAUUUUUUCCAGUCUGCCUUCGGUUGAUGCUGUUUUGUGAAUAUUGCUGAUGAAGUCGCACAGCCUUUGAGGAUGUACAGUACAGUUGUAGCCUACAGGCACGGCUUUGAAGACAACUUGCUACUGCCUCCUAGUGGCGGGUUAGUGUAUCGUUUGUUGAUGCCAAACACUGGUAGAUCCGGCAUGAGGCUCGCCCAUAUGUGUGCAUGGUCAUAUAGAAAGAAAAGGAAGUGAAGUGAGGUCUAGUUACCAAUCUAACAAACACAAACGCUUCACAUACUGUAUAUUCGGCCGUCUGAGUGUGACAUAUCAGGCCAAAUGUCCAGAGGGAAAUCUGUGCGUGUGUGAGAGAGGAAGUGUAGCGUUGUAUAAUCUAAUCCCGGCUGGGUUGACUGUCAGUAUUAUCCCAGAUGAACCAUCCCAGACUGCUGAUUGAUAAAAGGUCCCACAAGGCUUCGCUGCCAGAACACGUGACCCAGAGGCCGCGCUCCGGCUCGCAAAGCCUCAAUGAAGAGAGAGAGAAAAAAAGGAACUUUUUGAAUGAACAUCUGACCAGAUGCUGACACGUGCGUGUGUGCAAGAGGAUUUGGAGUUUGUGGGAAAGGGAUUUUUCAGACAAGAACAUGUGUUUCAUUGAGCGUUAUGCUGCAUGUGUCACACGAACUAGUGCCGCUAGUUGACUACUUUACAGUACCACUAGAUUUACUGCGUAGGAAAAUGAGAUGAGAUAUGAGAUGAGAUUUUUGUCUCAAGAAACAUUUGGGGUAAUUUGAGAGUAUCAUCCCUUUGUGACAGAUGUUUUUGUAACCACCGCUGGUGAACUAAGUGCUCGUAUGCCUUACUUGCAGUAAGUGCAGCAUCAACCAAGGUUCAGUUCAAAAUGAGGCAGGAUUUAAUUGCUGUAUUUGAGUUGACCCACUUAACUGUAUCAUAUGAUAAUCUGUUCAUCUAAAACAGGAAAACCAAAUGAAAUAUUAUUAGAUCUUAUGGGCUGAGUAGUGUUUAUAUUUGAAAUUUGUAUGAUGUACAGUAAAGGGAACCAUUGUAGGAAGUUGAUGAUUUGAAGAACUUGAGGGUUGCUGAUGCUCUUUUUGUGCCUUUGUGAUGUAAAAUUUUGUAUUCUAAUGCGAUAACAUCAGCGGUAGCAGUGUUUCACAACACCUGGAAGUCAGUGACCUUGAGAUUGUGUUCACAGCGACAAACAGACUUUUCUCCGUGUCACUGGGGGAUUGUUUGAGUUCGGGUCAGUUAUUUUUAAGUCAGGAUUAUUCUUUUUGUUUUGCAUUAUUUUUGUCGCCGCUAAUCCCGGGAAACGUUGUUGUCUUUGUUUUAGACAAACAGAUUACUCACAGCUGUGCGUUGAUGGGGCCGCGGCUUUAGAGUGUUAAUAGUAAAGCAGCAAAAGGCCACCAGAAAGGUAAAUCUGUUUGGGUUGUGGAGGAUUAAAGGCACUGAACCAGCAACGGGGGGAAAAACACGUAUAUUAGAGCUGACACUUUGCUCACAGAGACACAGUCGCCGGCGUGACUGACGUGAUUAGACAAUACACUGUCUGCUUCAGCUCGUCUGGGAGAACCUGAUUUUUUUUUUUUUUAUGUUAAAGUUGUACUACUGUGGAGGAGUUACGCUUCAUCCAACUGGACAGUGUGGCUUUGUUCGUCUUGGAAUCAUUUCUUGACCUUUUUCCUUUUGGAAAUCUUCCUGAAAGGAAUUAUUAUUUUUUGCUUUUAGUUUCAUUUUUGGUUUAGUCUGAGACAAUGAUCCCCACUAAACUCCUCGUGUACCGGCGGACGCCCAGCGAAACUAUUCCGGAGACCCCCCAGGACACGCGGAGGCGCAAGAAGUCGUGUGGCGAGCUCUUCCAGAACGGGUACAGGGUGAGGCAGAUCCGUCGCAGGCGGCAGGAGAGACGGAGGCAGAGGGGAUACUUCCGUUCCGUCCGGUCCUGCGUGCGCGUCCUCGCUAACUGGAGCUUGAGAUUCCUGAGAGCACUAAGGCUGAUACAGUUCUCGGAAAUCCUACAGUUUUUGAACAUCCUCAAAACAAGCAAUUCCAUCAAGCUGGUGAACCUGUGUUCCAUCUUCAUAAGCACAUGGCUCACAGCUGCUGGAUUUAUACAUCUGGUGGAAAACUCAGGGGAUCCUUGGGAAAAUUUUGAAAAUUCCCAGUCACUUUCCUACUGGGAAUGUGUCUACUUGCUGAUGGUGACGAUGUCCACAGUGGGCUACGGGGACGUCUAUGCAAAAACCACCCUGGGGCGCCUGUUCAUGGUCUUCUUCAUCCUCGGUGGUUUGGCCAUGUUUGCCAGCUACGUCCCUGAAAUCAUAGAGUUAAUAGGAAACCGCAAGAAAUAUGGUGGUUCCUAUAGUGCGGUUAAUGGGAGAAAGCACAUUGUGGUAUGUGGUCAUAUUACCCUCGAAAGUGUCUCCAACUUCCUCAAAGACUUCCUACACAAGGACAGGGAUGAUGUCAAUGUAGAAAUUGUUUUUCUCCAUAAUAUUUCCCCUAAUCUUGAGCUGGAAGCCUUGUUCAAACGUCAUUUCACCCAAGUAGAGUUCUACCAGGGAUCUGUUCUCAACCCUCACGAUUUGGCUCGAGUGAAGAUCGAGUCAGCGGACGCUUGUCUGAUCCUUGCUAAUAAAUACUGCGCAGAUCCUGAUGCUGAAGAUGCCUCCAACAUCAUGAGGGUCAUUUCGAUCAAGAACUACCACCCCAAGAUCAGAAUAAUCACACAGAUGCUACAGUAUCACAAUAAGGCCCAUCUGCUGAACAUUCCAAGCUGGAACUGGAAGGAGGGUGACGAUGCUAUCUGUCUGGCGGAGCUGAAGGCAGGCUUCAUUGCCCAGAGCUGUCUGGCCCAGGGCCUGUCCACAAUGUUAGCCAACCUCUUCUCCAUGAGGUCCUUCAUCGAGAUUGAAGAAGACACAUGGCAGAAGUAUUAUCUUGAAGGAGUGGCUAAUGAGAUGUACACAGAGUAUUUGUCCAGUGCCUUUGUGGGCCUCUCCUUCCCCACUGUCUGUGAGCUGUGUUACGUGAAGUUGAAGCUGCUGCUCAUUGCCAUCGAAUACAAGUCUGAGCAGAGAGAGAGCAGAAGCCGAAAGCGCAUCCUCAUCAACCCGGGAAACCACGUCAAGAUGCAGGAGGGAACGCUGGGAUUCUUUAUCGCCAGCGACGCCAAAGAAGUAAAGAGAGCGUUUUUCUACUGCAAAGCUUGUCACGACGACAUCAGCGACCCUAAGAGGAUCAAGAAGUGUGGCUGCAAACGACCCAAAUAUAAGUAUAAUGGAUAUGUCAGAUCACCAGCAGAUGGCGCUACAACACCAGGGAACAGUGGAAGUCAAAAAGAGACUGGGGUGCGAUUCAAAGCUGAUUGCAAUUUAGUCGAAGACGAGCAUCCGUCAACUCUGUCGCCCAAAAAAAAGCAGCGCAACGGAGGGAUGCGAAACUCGCCCAACUGCUCGCCCAAAAUGAUGAGUCGACAUGACCCCCUCCUAAUUCCUGGCAAUGAACAAAUAGAGAACAUGGACAUGAACGUCAAGAGGUAUGACUCGACAGGGAUGUUUCACUGGUGCCCAUCAAAGGAGAUUGAGAAAGUCAUCCUGACCCGGAGUGAAGCCUCCAUGACUGUACUGAGUGGCCAUGUAGUGGUCUGUAUAUUUGGGGAUGGCACGUCCGCUUUAGUGGGGCUGCGAAACCUGGUGAUGCCUUUAAGAGCCAGCAACUUCCAUUACCAUGAGCUAAAGCCCAUUGUUUUCGUGGGCUCUCUGGAUUACCUGCGCAGAGAGUGGGAGACUUUGCACAACUUCCCCAAGGUCUCCAUCUUACCUGGUACACCAUUAAGUCGGGCAGAUUUAAGGGCUGUCAACAUCAACCUCUGCGACAUGUGCGUAAUACUGUCAGCCAAUCAGAACAAUAUCGAAGAUGCCUCACUGCAGGAUAAGGAGUGCAUCUUGGCAUCGCUCAACAUCAAAUCUAUGCAGUUUGAUGACAGCAUCGGGGUCUUGCAGGCUAAUUCCCAAGGUUUCACGCCUCCUGGAAUGGACAGGUCAUCUCCAGACAGCAGUCCAGUACAUAGCUUUGUGCGCCAGGCUUCCGUCACCACUGGAUCCAACAUCCCCAUAAUCACAGAACUAGCUAAACCUGGCAAACUACUGCCAUUGGUUUCACUCAGUCAGGAAAAAAAAAGUGGAACCAACAUACAAAUGAUAACAGAGCUGGUGAACGACUCAAACGUUCAGUUCCUGGACCAAGAUGAUGAUGACGACCCCGACACAGAGCUGUACCUCACUCAGCCCUUCGCCUGCGGCACUGCCUUCGCUGUCAGUGUACUCGACUCCCUGAUGAGCGCAACAUACUUCAACGAUAAUAUCCUCACGCUGAUCCGGACGCUGGUUACAGGGGGAGCCACACCAGAGCUGGAGGCUCUGUUGGCCGAGGAGAACGCUCUGAGAGGCGGCUACAGCACUCCGCAGACACUAGCCAACAGAGACAGGUGUCGCGUUGCCCAGCUGGCCCUCUACGACGGGCCCUUCGCCGACUUGGGGGACGGCGGCUGCUACGGAGACUUAUUCUGUAAAGCACUGAAGACCUACAACAUGCUGUGUUUUGGGAUCUACAGACUACGAGACGCUCAUCUCAGUGCACCGAGCCAGUGUACAAAAAGAUACGUGAUCACAAACCCGCCGUACGAGUUUGAGCUGGUGCCCACAGACCUGAUCUUCUGCCUCAUGCAGUUCGACCACAACGCAGGCCAGUCCCGGACGAGCUUGUCCCACUCUUCCCAUUCCUCCCAUUCCUCUAGCAAAAAGAGCUCCUCCGUGCACUCCAUCCCGCCCACCAGCCGGCAGAACCGCAGCAGCAAGACCCGGGAGGCCCGCGAUAAACAGAAUGCAACAAGGAUGAAUAGAAUGGGCCAAGAAAAGAAAUGGUUUACAGAUGAACCAGACAAUGCCUACCCCCGGAACAUUCAGAUCAAGCCCAUGAGCACCCACAUGGCCAACCAAGUCAACCAAUACAAAUCUACUAGUAGUCUGAUUCCACCGAUCAGGGAGGUUGAGGACGAGUGCUGAACGCCAGAUUUUCCUGCUGACUCAUCAGACAUCUGUGCUCUCUUUCAAAAGACUUGGACAGAGAUGGGCUUUGGAGGAGCAGCGAUGACGAUGAUAACAGGGGUGUUGAAGACUGACACAUGUCUCGUCACUCAUUCUUCUACUCAAGGGUUGGACAGGAAACCCAAACUGGACAGGACCUCCUAUGUGUAUACCUUUAAUGUUACUUCCAUGCUCUUGGACACUGUUUUAUUUAUUAAUGUAUCCAUAGAGAUGUACAUAAUGACAAUCAAAUAAGGAUUGUACAGCCCCUCCCCCUAGCACUUUUUGGAAUUAUUUUAAGAGUUGACAAAAAAAAAACAACAAAAAAAAGCGUACUUCCUGUAAUUCUUCGCAAUAGUUCACCUCUUCGCGUGACCGGGCUCCGUGGAUGAGGAGGCUGGCGAGAGGAGGAUGAGGGUUGCAGCGAUGAACUGAUCAUAUCAUCUCCCAAAGAUCUGCCCGGAUGUGUCGCGUCAAACCAGCUGGGUUCAUCAGCGUCGUAUCUCCUGUCUGCUUCUGUUCUAUUUGCACUAAAGCUGAACAACUUUCUUUUGACAGAACUAGAACCAUCAGACCCCCCCCCCCCCCCAAGAUGAUGGAAGGGAUGGAAGGUUGCUGGCUUCACAGGCCUGUUCAUUUUGUUCUUAGGUUGUCGUAUCGUUGCUUACUGGUUGCUACUUCAUCGCCGAUUUGUCAUCUUGCAAAACAGUCUUCUGAAAACUGGCUGGUUGAAAGAGAAUCUCGUCCUGACGUCUUUUGCUAAUACGUCACAUCAUGAAGUCUGUCUUUGUCCCGAGCUUCCACCGCAUGGUGUGCGCCUGAGCCCCUGUCAUAGAGAUGCAAUGCUUUGGAUCAACCUGAAUUACACGAAGAGGAUGAAACAGCUGAUCGUUGUGGUCGUCACCCUGUUAGGUUGUUAGCAAUGCUGUGUAUUUGAACGAAGGUAGUGGUAAAAACAAAGGUUGGAUCCACCAACAACAAUAUCAAGUUGCCUCAUUUAAAAGAAAUGAAUCUAAACCCCAACUGUGUUUGAGCUGAGCUACCACGAACAGCAGCCACUUCGCUGACGUCAGCGCUUCGUCCUGACAUUUGCAGAAGAAUUGGGAUCAGAAAGAAAGAGUGGUGUCGUUUUUGAAUGUUUUGUCUGUAAAAAAAAAACAAAAGUUUAUGUCGGAGGAACGAAAUGCCACAUAUUGCGCAAAAGUGGGCAUGGAUGGGCCCUCCUCUGAUCGGAGCCGCUGCCUGGCACGGUUGGCGCAGGGGCAGUGAAAGUGCUUGGAUGUUCUCUGCGGCCAAUCCGGAUGUCACGUGUCUCAAAACUCUCAGGAGCGAAGCGGCCGCGUUCGGGCCCCGAACGUGGGGAAGCGCUCAAACGCAGUUGGGUGUACAGGCAACGACGCCACAGACCGCUGAGAGCCUUCGCGCUGGUCUGUGUGCGGCUUGGGUGUGUUUUGCACAUAUUUAGGCAACUGGUGGAUCCAAAUCUAGCCGUGAUCACAGAAUAUAACAGAAAUUGAGGUGGUAGCCUUGCACUUCAUGCAAAUAUAUAGUCAGAUUUAUACAUUUGAACAUAAUUAUUUUGUAUUCAUGAGCAUAUUCAAUUUGUACUUAUUUUUCUAGACAAGGAAAAAAGUAUUAUACUGUAGUUGACGAAAAAAACCUCCAUCAAUAUAUUUAACAACAACCACAUAUCACAGAAUUCUGCGUUGGACUAUGUAACACAUCAUACUAAACAUAUGGCAUAUUUGUAUCAUUCUGCCCCCUCUUUAAUGACUGCGUUGCUCUGGAGCUAUUAAAGCUUAGACUAGCUCGCAUUGUGAAAGCACCAUCUUCAGCCUGGCAGCUCGGCUCUGUUAAGUGCUCGUAGAAGGCAAUUAAAGUCAUCUGAAGCGUCUGUUGGUUGCGCAGAUGAAUAAAAAAAAACAUGCAGGCGGAAGAAUAGGUGUAAGGAAGGAAUUAUUUAUUGGAUUGAUGCUGGAGCAGGUCAAAGUGGUAAUAAUAAUGAGAGGAUCCUGCUGUGUGUAGGCCAGAACUGAACGACCUGCAUUAGAUGUGUUUGACCUAAAUUAGGUCUCUAGAAGGAGAGUUUGUACACUGCUGGUUUUGAUGGGGAGACACUGUCUGAUUCUAGCAGUGCUGGUUCUCUAUAGUUGGUAAAGGAAAAAAUUUAAUUAAAAAAAAUCAAAUAUGGAAAACAACAUAAUAUUGUGCUAAAUAUGUUUGUGUAAAUUCAACCCAUUAUAUAGAUCACGUUUCUUUCUCAAACUAAACAAUCUGAGCUUCGAUGUCCGUCUAUUGGGUGUGGUACAACUAUACUGAAGCCUCAUACACAUUGUCCUGAAGUGAACUUUUUGAAAUGUGAUUACAUCGUUGUCACACUUUGUAGCAGAUAGAUUUCUUUUCAGAGAAUACGUGAGUAAAAUGUAUGUAAUAAUUGGGUUGUUAACGGCAUACUCGCUAGCCUGAUCAAUAAGGAAAUAUGAAUAUUUGAUAAUGGCAAUUACUCAUUAUAUAUAGAAUCGACAAGCUGAUUGUUACAUAGAGAAAAAAAAAGACUAAUGCGUUUUACUGGUAAUGAAAGAGCCUGGAUUCUUGCCGGAGACUAUUCACAUACUGAUGGAAGUCAGGGCGGAAUAUGAUCUAGACUGGUAGCACCAAUUCAGCAUAGGUUAUGAGAAGAGACAACGUCCUUAACUGUCUUUAUGGUACGACGGGGUUUACAUUCCAUUUUGUCAGCUCAUCAUUAUCCGUCACAGUCUGUCACAACUGCUUCUUUGUUUACAGAGUUUUUUUGUUUUUAGUUACUUAAACAUCAGAAAUAAAACAGAACAUGCUGCAGACUAGCAUUAGCAUUAGCAUCACAAAGCAAUGCACCAUUUGUUUCCAUUACACUUGAUUACUGUGCUUUUUUUCUACCUGAACACUCAUUGUGCAGCUCAUUCAGGUCGGCAUUAUUCACAACACUGGACCGAGGCGUCUCUGCGUUCUACACCUUGUCAUACGUCUCUGUUAGCUGUUCUAGGUCUUUGCAUUGUAUACCUCUAAGGUUUUAGAGUGCUUUUGAAGUGCCAUGAAGAAUUUAGUUGAGCAAGCAUCCUUCAGUCAUUCAGGGACCCGGGCUCGCUUUGAAGCGGCCCGGUCCCACUGUUUUCCACUGUGAGAGCGGUGUCUUGUACUGGCGUGGGGAACAUCCAAGCCAUCAAUGCCCCCAUGCCAGUAUAGUGCCAGGCGGCACAGGAAGGUCACGAGGAGGGCCCACACCAAGUCCCACUAUAGCGACAAGUGGCAUCUGGGAGGCCUGAGUGGGCUGCAGGGGGCCUCGGGUCAAAGCACCCGCCUCUGCUGCGUGCUUAGUUACAGGUUCGUGUCAUGUAGUAUAGCCACAUAUGGAUGACUGAAAGAUGCACAUAGAGGCUCACGCCUGUAACAUCACGUGUUGUUUGUCCACUGAUCAAAUCAAAGACUCCAAUGCAUCAUACUGUACCUUACUGUUAUAGUAUGCUGCAUUAUUUUUGUUAAUCUAUUUUUUGCUGUAGAGUAUGGAUAUAAUAAUUUAUUUGCUGGGAACUGUAACAGAUAAUAUAAUAUGAUAUAAAAUAUUUAUGGGGAGGGGAGGUGGGUCACAAGUCUUAAUAAUACUUUACAAUUGCAUUCAGCACUGCAAUUUGUUGAUUUCUCGGCUGCCUGUCCGUUCAGGAAGAAUUCAGGACAUUGCUCUCGCGUAUCAUACGUAGAUUCGUCGGCACAUCGUCAUUGCAUCAAAGCAAAGUAUGACAUAGCAGUCUAAUUAGUUUGGAUGUGUACUAGGUGUGAUGGCUAAAUGGAUUAUUUGAUGGUGCUGAGUUGAUCUACCUGACUCUGUCAAAUAUAAUCUGCUGAUAAAUAUACUGUCUUGUACAAAAGGUUUGUACAUAGAUUGUACAUGGUUUCUUUUUGUAUUUUCUCAAAUUAAAAUGGAUGUAUUUGUGUUCGAAAACUGCAAA
Betta splendens (Siamese fighting fish) is the source of this 9103-nucleotide messenger RNA. RefSeq names its product calcium-activated potassium channel subunit alpha-1. The transcript has 29 exons. Gene Ontology annotation, biological process: potassium ion transport; transmembrane transport. Gene Ontology annotation, molecular function: large conductance calcium-activated potassium channel activity. Lineage: Eukaryota; Metazoa; Chordata; Actinopteri; Anabantiformes; Osphronemidae. The record is from RefSeq and is a predicted model, not a curated record. Gene Ontology annotation, cellular component: postsynaptic membrane. The coding region runs from base 1788 to 5099 and encodes 1103 amino acids.